UCUCACUAAAGCGAUCAGCUGAAUCCACUUAUCGCGGCAAUUUUCCAAUUUAUCAAAACUUUUUCACUCUCUUGACUAUUGAAUACUAUUAUUAAGCGAGAGCAAAAAUGUCGGGCAAGGCAUUAAAUAUUGGUGAUACAUUUCCCAACUUCCAGGCGAAUACGAGCGAGGGAAAAGUUGAUUUCUACGAUUGGAUGGGCGAUAGCUGGGCUAUCCUGUUCUCCCAUCCGGCGGAUUAUACGCCCGUGUGCACCACGGAAUUGGGACGAGUGGCGGCCCUGAUUCCUGAGUUCCGUAAGCGCGGCGUUAAGCCCAUUGCCCUGUCCUGUGACACCGUUGAAUCGCACAAGGGCUGGAUCCAGGACAUCAAGAGCUUUGCCAAACUCGACAGCUUCGACUAUCCAAUUAUAGCCGAUGACAAACGGGAACUGGCCCUUAAGCUUAAUAUGCUGGACAAGGAUGAGCUUAAUUCAGAGGGUAUUCCUCUCACCUGUCGAGCUGUUUUUGUUGUGGACGACAAGAAAAAGCUGCGCCUAUCCAUUCUUUAUCCAGCCACCACUGGACGCAACUUUGAUGAAAUCCUUCGGGUCAUCGAUUCCCUUCAUUUGACCCAAACGAAGAGCGUCGCUACGCCAGCGGAUUGGAAACAAGGUGGAAACUGCAUGGUAUUGCCCACAGUUAAAGCCGAAGAUGUUCCGAGACUCUUUCCCAGCGGCAUUGAGACCGUUGAAGUGCCUUCUGGAAAGCACUAUCUACGGAUCACACCCCAACCCUAAGGACUCUUUUUUCCAAAUGUGUCAUUGUUUUUUAUUACAAAAAUUAUAAUACAACAAAAAUAAUGCACAAUAAAGUUUAAGCGCUUACAACCGUA
Molecule: messenger RNA, 871 nt
Organism: Drosophila serrata
Lineage: Eukaryota; Metazoa; Arthropoda; Insecta; Diptera; Drosophilidae
Gene: Prx6a
Product: Peroxiredoxin 6a
Biological process (GO): cell redox homeostasis; cellular oxidant detoxification
Cellular component (GO): cytosol; mitochondrion
Molecular function (GO): peroxiredoxin activity
Source: RefSeq, a predicted model, not a curated record